AUGUCUGUCUACGGACGUCAAACUAGUUAUGUUGUCAUACUGACACUACUAGUAGCAUUGAUGUUCUGCUUGUUGAUAUCACAUGUUGAAGGUGACCCUGCACCUAAUCCAGAAUUCCCAAUAUAUUCAAAGCGUAGAUCAGUUGUAUUUAUAGGUUGGAUGAAGGUGUUUAGUCAGGAUAAGGACGUGUCAUUGACAGUGUUACAUAAUAUAAUUCAAGAUCCAUCUUGGAGACCAUUGAGAAAUGGAAAGGAUCUGUUCCAGCGCGAUAGGAUACGCAGCUCUGGCAACACUACUACAUUCUCCUGUGUCAUAUCGUACGACUCGGGAAUGUACCAUUUCAAACAGAUCGAUCCAUUGAACACUGGCUACAACAUACAGAGUGGUCUGUUCAAUCUCACCGUGCAGGGCAACGAUACCAAGACAUUGCUGCUGGAUCGCGAGCCAUCUACAAGGGUGGUCACUGGCGAUGCGCUUCAGACCCAACCAAUCGUGUCAUGGGGCAUUACAAACACAGAGAGUCGCGGACGCAUCGAGCCGUUCAUCGUGUCUGCGCCAGAAUCAUCCACGCACUAUAUCACCUUUUCAAAGAUUGACAUUGACAGAACUGCCAAGACAACGACAUUCCAGGGUCUGGCCAUCGUUGGAGACGAGGGCGAGUACUCGAUCGGCUUUGUCGACUCUGACACAUGCGAGAUCGUGUUGGUCUCCCAGCCAAUAGAGGUGGUGGUCGCAUGGCCCUCGCUCAUUACCAUCAUCGUCGUGUCAAUGAUGAUCUCGCUCUGUGUGUUUGUCCUGGGUCUGGCCAUCCGUCUGUUUAUGAACCACGCGCGACACAACAUUGGCAAUGACAGCGCCAGCAGCGCCACAUCACUCAACUACCUAAAGUCCUUCCAAAUGUCCAUCUUGGUCAAGAACAUCGAUGAGUUUCUUGACCGUCGUGGCAGUGACUCAUUGCACAUCUACUUCAAAUCAAUCCGACUAUUCAUCAUCUUCACCAUCGUACAGACCGUCCUCGGUCUGGCUCUUCUCAUCCCUCUAUCAAUCAUUGGCAACAAUAGCCUAUUCGAAAUAUAUAUCUUAACUCAAUCAAAUUGGCAAUACGACUCUUCCAAACUAUAUAUAUAUCAAGCACUGGUAGUAGUUGUCUUUGUUUCAUUCAUAUUAUUAUAUUCAAGAUUCAACACCGAGCGUAUAUAUAAUCAACAUGACAGGAAUCAUCUUGUGGCUUCAAGAACAGUGCUGUUGGACGGACUGCCCAAGUCAAUGAUAGACUGUACCCUAUUGAGGGAAUAUGUCCAGAACUCUUAUUCAAAGGGUAUAUUCUCAUUGGCAUUGAUACUUGAUAAACACUUUAGUAGUGCACAGAUUGAACGUGAUUUGGAUGGCUUUACGGAUGGCUUCACAAAGGAUUUGAGCGCAGAUAUAAAUAAUAAGGAGGUGAUCUCAUCGACUGGACGAGCAUUCAUAACAUUCAGUUGUGUAUCGGAUGCUCAUCUGUUCCAGACACAGUUCUCACCACACAAGUGGACGUGGAUCAAGUCCAUUGCGCCAAUACCACCAUCUUCAUCCGAUGCCGAGCUCCAGAUCAAAAAGUGGCGUGCCUAUCAAGUGCCACGCGUCUCUGACAUCAUGUGGACCAAGCUACAUAGUCUCUCUGGUCAACACCGUCUCUGGCGAACCAUUCUCCAAGUCUUCAUUUCCAUCAUCCUUUUCAUGUCCAUUUCAUUCGCAGCAGUUCUACUUCACGACUCUCAAUUCGAAAGGCUGAAUAGGAGAGUGUACUUUAAGGCAGACUAUUCUAGGGCCAUUCAUUUCCUGGUCUACACAUUCCUACCUUGUAAUAUUCUGUUGUUUCUCAACCGCGUCAUACCUUGUAUUAUCAAACAGAUUCUUGUAAAGUCCCGUAUCUUUGUGCGUAGCUCACUCAAGUCCAAGAUCCUGCUGACCACCUUCUACGCCCAGGCACUAUCCAUCGUCUUUGUGCCAUCCUUUUACUUUGUCAUCAUGAUGGGUUCACCCGUCGACGACGUCAACAUCUUCUUCUCACCUGCCAACUUCUUUAGGACUGGCGGAUUCUUUUACUCUCAAUUCAUUAUAUAUUAUGCGAUCGUUACACCAUUCUUGGACAAAUCAAGGAUAUAUAGUAACGCCGCCAACUUGUUACGAUUCCAUCGAUACAAACAGAAUGCACUCAUUGCCGAACGAUUCUUGGACCUGUCUACACAAUAUGGCAAUCUAUUGUUGUUGGUAAUGAUGGUUGCAAUCUACGCACCACUCUUCCCAAUACUCUACUUGGCCCUGCUGCUCUACCUCAUCACCAAGUACUUCUUUGACAAGUAUACGAGCAUCUCGUCAAAGAUUAGGAACCCGCCAUCAGAUCGUUUGCUGGUCGAGCCUUUACAGCACUGCAUAUGGAUGAUCAUCACGUGCAUCGCCAUCUUUAACGUUGGCUACGUGCUGAUGCUGUCUAGGAUCGAUCUGAUCUUUGUUUAUGGCUUCCUAUUCAUUGUGGGUCUCGGUCGAUACGUGCCAUCAUGCUCAAAGAGUCUGUGCUAUGGUGUGUGUGACGGUGCUGUCAUGCCUUGCAUGGAGUCUGAUGGCUGGUUGCUCAGACGACUGAGACGAAAGGGCAAGAAGGACAAGAGCGGCGGUGGAGCCGACAAGGACAUCAAUAGCGAGGUCAAUAGUCAAGCCGGCGCCGAACAGACAGAGGACAACAGCGACAGUGACGACAGCGACUAUGAGUAUGAUGAACAAAUCAAUGACAUUAACUCGCCAUCACAGCAUGAUGGAGUGAAUGGCGUGGUAAUGGAGAUGAGGGAUAUUGGAUCACCAGACAACAACAAGUCCCGACCCACCCAGAGUCUGAGAAUGACGCUGGACAUUGAACAGGACUAUGCCAUGGAGUCGCCCGGUAGAUCAUUCUUCUCCUUCCUGUACAGCUCACGAUUCCAACUUCCCAGUCCUAAGUCCAUCACCAUCCACCAGUACUUCUCGCCCCUCUACCGUACAGGUUUUUCCAUGUUUGCCCAAGACUAG
Messenger RNA from Acytostelium subglobosum LB1, 3042 nucleotides. RefSeq lists its product as hypothetical. The coding region runs from base 1 to 3042 and encodes 1013 amino acids. Gene Ontology annotation, molecular function: calcium-activated cation channel activity. NCBI's taxonomy places the organism in Eukaryota, Evosea, Eumycetozoa, Acytosteliales, Acytosteliaceae. Gene Ontology annotation, cellular component: plasma membrane. The transcript has 6 exons. The record is from RefSeq and is a predicted model, not a curated record.